CGCUGGUUCGAAUCCCCGAGCCGGCAAGGUGGAAAAAUCUGCUGUUCUGUCCUUGAGCAAGGCCGUAAACCUCCAACAACAACGGCCCUAGGUGUAUAUGUCGAUUAAGCCAGCACCUCUGAUUCAGAGAGGUUAGGUUAAAUGCGGAAGACAUUUCUGUUGAAUGCAUUCAGUUGUGAAACUGACUAGUAUCCCCUUUCCCUUCUAGGGUGCCCUUUCACAAUGAAUGAUGUGUGCGGUAUCAGUCACAUGAUGGUACCUUCUAUAUUGUUGACCUUACUCUGACGAAUUGGUAAACUGGGUGGAUAUGGUUAUUACUCAGAUUAAUCCGAUUUUAUCACAAGUGUAUGUCUAUUUUGAUCUUAUCCAAAGGUUUUUAAAAAUUGGUUUUAAACAUAUGCGACUAACUAUUUCCUCAAAAUAUAGAUGAAAUGACAUUUGUUUAAUUGUAGAUAAAGAACAACCUAGCAGCAGUUAUUUUAAAAUCAAACCAAUCAAUCAUCAUAUAUGACGAAGGAACGAUAUAAUUGAGCGAUGUGGACUCUGAACGGAAGUUUCAGCGGGUGCACACUUCAGCAACGCUUGUUCAGUCUUUUAAAAAAAAAAAUUUUUUUUUACAAAAUGUUGAUAUGGCCGUGUGCUUUUAGUAGUUACAUUACUUGUACUAGCCGCUUGGUAAUAGUUUAGGUGUACUCUUUCUGAGCAGCUUAUACAGCAGAGGUGAGUUGACACCUCAAAAUUCAACAUGGACAACCAAGAACAGAACUCUCCCUCUGAAGGAUGCGUCGACUGGUCUACGCUGGUGUCGGGGGUUGGAAAGAAUAUUAAGUCAGUUUUGUGCCGACGUUGUGGCUCGAAGGUCCUCUGCCCAGGGAUGGCGGUGUUUGCAGAGAAGGAGCUGUUCCUGCCCUCAAUGCGCAAGAAGACCACUAUCACCCAAUCAGAGGGAUCCGUGGAUGGGGACACACUGACUACCCACUGGUUAGUCGACGACAUGUACACUUUUGAGAAUGUGGGCUUCACUAAGGAUGUGGGGAGAAUCAAGUACCUCAUUUGUGCCGACUGUGAGAUUGGACCCAUAGGCUGGCACUCCCUGGAUGACAAAAAGAGCUUCUAUGUUGCAUUGGAAAGAGUCAAUCAUGCCUAGUGUGGCCCACUGUAAGAGCCUGGGGAAACUUAAGAGGGUGUACACAUUUGGAACUGAAGGACAAGACAGACCAACAUGAACGUCAGCCGUGCGCAGUAGAUUACUUGUUGGGUGUCGACGGACAGUGCCUAUUCAAUGUAGAGAAAUCGACAGAAAAUGACGGCAAAUGUUCUGUGGUCAGAGGCAAUAGGACGGUCACCCACUGCACAUGGGCAACAUGCAUUGGUCUGUCUUGUCCUUAAUUCUUUCUGGCCUUCACUUUCCCUCUGGCUGGUGCUGGAUGACUCCUUAGUUCUUCAAGGCCACGUGUUCUUCAAUUCCUUUGUUUUCUACUGAUCAACAAUGGUAUUGAUGUGGUUCUCUGUACAAAUGUCAGGUGUUCAGGUGUUAUGCUUUGGUCUGAGGUUAACCCUACAGCCUUUGGAAUUGUAUUACUUGUAUAGGCCUACUUGAUAUUACUUUCUACUUCUGAAAUAUUAUCAGACUUUCUACUUCUGAAAUAUUAUCAGACUAUCUCUGAUUCUACAAAUGUGGCCCAUUUGGACUUCUACUGUUUGAAUGAUUAGUGUGCUUAUCAGCAUAGCACACCCUUCGCAUUGUGAAUAAUGGGAGUGGUUGUAUUUGUUGAGUGUGCUGUAUGCAUUUGUUGCUGAUACACUUCAAGUGACAGUGUUCUGUCUGUUGAUAUACCACAUUGGCUUUGACUGCUGCUCUGGCCCUCAGCUAUUGCCAUCUAACUCCAGAGGACCCCAUUAGAUCUCCACAGUCCAUACUCAUCAUGGACAUGUGAUCUGAAAUGCAUUUCAUUCCAUCUGCAUUUGAAUACUGGAUUACCCUUGGCUUGGCUGUGAGCUCUAUUGUUUGUUGCUUCUUUCGCUGCAUUUUGAUGCUCUUUCAAACUAGAGGUCGACCGACUAUGAUUUUUCAACGCCGAUACCGAUUAUUGGACCAAAAAAGCCGAUACCGAUUAAUCGGAAAAUUAAAUAUUUUUUGUUGUUGUUGUAAUAAUGACAAUUACAACAAUACUGAAUGAACACUUAUUUUAACUUAAUAUAAUGCAUCAAUAAAAUCAAUUAAGCCUCAAAUAAAUAAUGAAACAUGUUCAAUUUGGUUUAAAUAAUGCAAAAACAAAGUGUUGGAGAAGAAAGUAAAAGUGCAAUAUGUGCCAUGUAAGAAAGUUAACGUUUAAGUUCCUUGCUCAGAACAUGAGAACAUAUGAAAGCUGGUGGUUCCUUUUAACAUAAGUCCAGGUAUAUAUUCCCAGGUAAGAAGUUUUAGGUUGUAGUUAUUAUAGAAAUUAUAGGACUAUUUCUCUCUAUACCAUUUGUAUUUCAUAUACCUUUGACUAUUGGAUGUUCUUAUAUUGCCAGUGUAACAGUAUAGCUUCCGUCCCUCUCCUCGCCCCUACCUGGGCUCGAACCAGGAACACAACGACAACAUCCACCCUCGAAGCAUCGUUACCCAUCACUCCACAAGCGAUGGGUUGGGGAACAACUACUUCAAGGUCUCAGAGCGAGUUACGUCACCGAUUGAAACGCUAUUAGCGCGCACCCCGCUAACUACUAGCUAUUUCACAUCGGUUACACCAGCCUAAUCUCUGGAGUUGAUAGGCUUGAAGUCAUAAACAGCGCAAUGCUUGAAGCAUUGCGAAGAGCUGCUGGCAAAAUGCACAAAAGUGCUGUUUGAAUGAAUGCUUACGAGCCUGCUGCUGCCUACCAUCGCUCAGUCAGACUGCUCUAUCAAGUCAUAGACUUAAUUAUAACAUAAUAACACACAGAAAUACGAGACUUAGGUCAUUAAUAUGGUCGAAUCUGGAAACUAUCAUCUCGAAAACAAAACAUUUAUUCUUUCAGUGAAAUACGGAACCGUUCUGUAUUUUAUCUAAUGGGUGGCAUCCAUAAGUCUAAAUAUUCCUGUUACAUUGCACAACCUUCAAUGUUAUGUCAUAAUUACGUAAAACUCUGGCAAAUUAGUUCGCAACGAGCCAGGCGGCCCAAACUGUUGCAUAUACCCUGACUGCGUGCGAUGAACGUAAGAGAAGUGACACAAUUUCACCUGGUUAAUAUUGCCUGCUAACCUGGAUUUCUUUUAGCUAAAUAUGCAGGUUUAAAAAUAUAUAGUUCUGUGUAUUGAUUUUAAGAAAGGCAUUGAUGUUUAUGGUUACGUACAGUCGUGCAACGAUUGUGCUUUUUUCGCAAAUGCGCUUUUGUUAAAUCAUCCCCUGUUUGGCGAAGUUGGCUGUCUUUGUUAGGAAGAAAUAGUCUUCACACAGUUCGCAACGAGCCAGGCGGCCCAAACUGCUGCAUAAACCCUGACUCUGUUGCAAGAGAAGUGACACAAUUUCCCUAGUUAAAAGAAAUUCAUGUUAGCAGGCAAUAUUAACUAAAUAUGCAGGUUUAAAAAUAUAUACUUGUGUAUUGAUUUUAAGAAAGGCAUUGAUGUUUAUGGUUAGGUACAGGUUGGAGCAACGACAGCCCUUUAUCGCGAAUGCGCACUGCAUUGAUUAUAUGCAACGCAAGACACACUAGAUAAACUAGUAAUAUCAUCAACCACAUGUAGUUAACUAGUAAUUAUGAUUGAUUGUUUUUUAUAAGAAGUUUAAUGCUAGCUAGCAACUUACCUUGGCUUCUUACUGCAUUCGCGUAACAGGCAGGCUCCUUGUGGAGUGCAAUGUAAAGCAGGUGGUUGGACUAGAGCGUUGGACUAGUUAACCGUAAGGUUGCAUUAUUGAAUCCCAGAGCUGACAAGGUAAAAAUCUGUCGUUCUGCCCCUGAACAAGGCAUUUAACCCACCGUUCCUAGGCCGUCAUUGAAAAUAAGAAUGUGUUCUUAACUGACUUGCCUAGUUAAAUAAAGGUGUAUAACAUUUUUAAAAAGACACCGAUUUCCCGAUUUAUUUAUUUUUUUAAUGAAAACUUGAAAUCGUCCCUAAUUAAUCGGCCAUUCCGAUUAAUCAGUCGACCUUUAUUUCAAACGGUUAUUAACUCUGUAAAAUAAAAAGUAUCCCUGUGAUUUUUGACCUGUUUGUAAAUUAUAGUUCUAGAAUAGAGUUCACCCUCAUUGACUUGACUGCAUGGGAAAUUGAAAGUCAAUUUCAAGACUCCUUUUAUCUGAUGAAAUACUUUAAUUGGUUCGGGACAUGUAUUUUAUCUAACUUAAACAUAUUCUCUGUUGGCUAUAGCUUGUCAUUUUUAUAUAUCACUUGUAAAGUCGGUGGCCCCUCUCUGUGCACCCUCCCUCACACCAGAAUCCAAGGAACUACACCCAAUCAUUGAGCCCAUCGAGUCCAUUUAAAAAAAACUAGUUCCGGUCACCACGAGGCUUUAGUAUGAAUGCGCUCAUCUGUUUUACUUCCACUAGAAUGCAUAACUCAAAUGUAGCCUAUACUUUUGUGUACUGUAGGAUGAAUAAAUAAGAAUCAAUAUA
This is a messenger RNA of Salvelinus fontinalis (brook trout), 4572 nucleotides long. Its product is annotated as guanine nucleotide exchange factor MSS4-like. The transcript has 3 exons. Gene Ontology annotation, biological process: small GTPase-mediated signal transduction; post-Golgi vesicle-mediated transport. The record is from RefSeq and is a predicted model, not a curated record. Gene Ontology annotation, cellular component: cytosol; membrane. Gene Ontology annotation, molecular function: guanyl-nucleotide exchange factor activity; zinc ion binding. NCBI's taxonomy places the organism in Eukaryota, Metazoa, Chordata, Actinopteri, Salmoniformes, Salmonidae. Bases 746 to 1147 code for a protein of 133 amino acids.